This is a messenger RNA of Rosa rugosa (rugosa rose), 1856 nucleotides long. Its product is annotated as anthocyanidin 3-O-galactosyltransferase F3GT1-like. The transcript is spliced from 2 exons. Gene Ontology annotation, molecular function: UDP-glycosyltransferase activity. The record is from RefSeq and is a predicted model, not a curated record. Bases 123 to 1508 code for a protein of 461 amino acids. Lineage: Eukaryota; Viridiplantae; Streptophyta; Magnoliopsida; Rosales; Rosaceae.
GAGAACAAAAGACUUAUGUUCAUUCAGUCCUAUAUAUAUAUGUUCUCUCAAUCUCCCCUUCCCCAAAGUUCAUAGUCAAUCCUCUUCAUUUCAUUUCACGUCUUACCUUGAAAGUUUUCAUAAUGAGCCACAAAGUUGCUAGUUCUAGUCCUCAAAAUGUUGCAGUCUUAGUUUUUCCAUUCGCCUCCCAUCCCGGCUCUCUUCUCCGAUUUGUACGUUCGAUUUCAACUGUGGCCCCAGACAUGCAGUUCACCUUCUUCAACACAUCUAGAUCAAAUAGCUCCCUCUUCUCGAGUUCCGGCAAAAAGGGUUGUGAUAAUGUAAAGCCAUACAACGUAUGGGAUGGCUUGCCAGAUGACUACAUACCCCUCUCCAGAAAUCCGCUGGAGCAAAUUGAGUUGUUCCUUGACAAUGCACUUGGUAACUUCGAGAAGGCAAUCAAAGAGGUGGAGGCUGAAACAGGACACAAGUUCGGCUGCUUGAUUUCAGAUGCAUUCCUCUGGUUUGCCGGUGACAUAGCGGAAAAGAUGCACGUCUCUUGGGUGCCCUUAUGGAUCUGUGGACAACUUUCGCUGCUUGUUCAUAUUGAGACUGAUAUAAUUAGAGAAAAAGUGGGAGCUCUUGGACAAGAAGACAAAACUGUGGACUUCCUUCCGGGAUUCUCAGAUCAGUUUCGAGCAUGUGACUUACCCAAGGAAGCUGUAUUUGGAGACAUAGAAUCCCCAUUUACAAAAUUGUUUUAUAAAAUGGGACAGAAGCUGCCACAAGCAACUGUGGUUGUCAUCAACUCUAUUGAAAAUAUGGACUUCACAGUUACUGAGGAGCUGAAGAAAAGACUCCAGAAGUUGCUCCUUGUUGGGCCACUACAUCUUGUUCGGCCAGUACCAUCAGUUAUAUCAGAUGAUGAGGAGGAAGAGAAAGAUGUCUGCUUACAGUGGUUGGACAACCACCGGCCUGCGUCAGUAGCAUACAUUAGCUUUGGAAGUCUGGGGGCACUGCCGCCCAUGGAGGUAGCAGCAUUAGCUGAGGCAUUAGAGGAAGGUGGAUUCCCCUUUCUUUGGUCAUUUAGGGGAAAUCAAGAGGACUUUCCACAAGGAUUUAUCGAAAGAACAAACAGGUUAUCCAUAGGAAAAGUAGUUCCAUGGGCGAACCAAGAACAAAUCCUAAAUCAUACCUCGAUAGGAGUGCAUGUAACACAUUGCGGUUGGAAUUCAAUUUUAGAGAGUGUAACUUGUAGUGUUCCUCUGAUUGGGAGGCCUGUUUUUGCUGACCAACACAUAAAUAUGCGGAGCGUUGAAGUUGUAUGGAAGAUCGGUGUGAGAAUUGAGGGAGGCGUUUUCACUAAAAGUGGAGCAGUCAAGGCAUUGGAACAAGUUUUAUCGCUUGAACAAGGAAAAGAAAUGAGACAUAGAGUUGGAGUCCUUAAGCAGCUUGCUCAAGAGGCUGUUGGACCAAAUGGGCGUUCAGCUCAAGACUUGAAAGCCUUGGUAGAGAUCAUCAAAACUUGAUGAUGACCAAGUCAACUCUGGUUUGUAUCCUUCCUAUGUAUGUCUUGAUCUUCAAAUGGGUGAAAGAAUAACAAGAAUGUCAUGAUAUAGCGAGCUCAUGAUCUAAUGUAAAAAGAAUGGUAAGCUGGGUAUUCUUAAUUUUCUUUUUAGAUAAUUUCUUUUGUUUUAGCAUUGAGAGUCUUGCUUUCUUGUGUAUUGGUGUUAAUUUUGUUUUUUUUGCAAAGGACGAGAUAUUGUUUAUCCACUAUUCUUCAACAUCGGUCCUUUGGUUUUGAAGGGGUAAGAGUAUGUCCUCCCCUCAUGCUUGUAUCUUCAUUUAUUUAAUAAAAUAUUACCUCGCUUUGUCGA